Lolium perenne is the source of this 3396-nucleotide messenger RNA. RefSeq lists its product as uncharacterized. Lineage: Eukaryota; Viridiplantae; Streptophyta; Magnoliopsida; Poales; Poaceae. The record is from RefSeq and is a predicted model, not a curated record.
UAAACAGGAAUGCUGUGUCAUAGUAGAUUAGAUCUAACCUUAGUUGACCCAUCAUGGAUACCCAAUGAUCAUAGCUAGAUCUGACCUUCUGGGCAUUGUCACUCCGUUAGAAGGACGCUGGUUUGGAACUGGCGAGAACUAUCAACCUAAUCUAGACGUCCUUAACAGGUCCCUGAUUCCUGACAUCGCCCUUGAGCAGCUACUGCGCCCAGGCGCUGUGAGCCAGGGAAAUGGUGGGCUACGACGAUGUCCGUGACCAUGUGACAUCCUUGUUCAUUAUGCUGAACAAGAAAACAGUCAUCUUGUUUCGCAUCGAGUUUCUCGUGGUCCUUGUCACAUUACUGUUCUUUGCCAUGUUCGCCAUGGAUUUUUUUCGCCGCAUAAUCCACAACUCUUUCAUGAGAGCUGUCUUUAGCGUCUUCGACGCGGUCUCCGACUCCAUUGUCUUGUACCUCCUGGGGGCCAUGCAAUCGGCGCCUUUCAAGAAUCAGUUGUUCCCAGUCUGGGCUCUUGUUCUUGUCAAUUUCCGUUACAGUGCAGACUACAUCUCUGGCUAUGGUGUUCCUGACCGCGGCGGACGAAGGUUCACUGAGUGGAGAAAUGUUUUCAAGCUCCUGGGAUCGGCAUUCUUGAACUGGACUCGUGGAUCCAGUUUCACGGGUCCACUGUGGUCGGUCUGGUGUCUGCAGAUCAUGAGGAGCGCCUACAGAUUCCGUUCACAUAAUUUAGCGUCCGUUUCUGUCUGGCAUGGUGGGAGUUCGGAGCUUGUUGCAGAGCACAUGCGUGCCAUGUAUGACCGUUUAAAGGACGCUUCUAAGAAAAAAGAAAGCUUGAAGGAUGGUUCUAAAGAAAAAGAAUACUUGAAGGAGGAUCUCAAGCCAGUGGCAAUGAAAGACUACAGCUACUUGGUCUAUGGAGAAACAAAGCGACGUUUCAAACUAAAGAAGCCUCAGUAUGCAUUGUCUACCGACAAUACAGGACCACUCAUCACACUGGACAAGAUCUGGGACUUUCCAAUUGACCAGGGUAAGGAUGGCAAGGAUAUCCCGCUGGCCUUUGCCUUGUCCAGGCUGCUGCGGUGCAGGCUGGAGAAUGUGUCGCUGCAAAGAUGUAUAUUUGGCAUAAACCGAGAGCUGAUCAAGAACAUAAUUGGUGGUAAGAUAGGUACCAGCGAUGCACUUAGGAUAAUGGAGCUGCAGCUUGCGUUUGUCCAUGACUAUUUCAACACCCGCUACCCCAUGGUGUUCUGGUGUGGGCUCCGAUCUCUCUUCUUCAGUCUGGUUCCAUCUGUGCUAACCAUCGGUGCACUCAUUUUUCUUGCUGUGGACAUCCGUAAGGUCUAUAAGCCACCCACUGGCGACCUUGCCAAUCUGGUGAAGGGUAUUAAUGUCGACAUGAUCAUUACAUGGGUAUUCAUUUCACUGAUGAUUGUGAAGGAGAUAUGGGAGAUGCUGACCUACUUACUAUCAGACUGGACAACCUUAAUCAUGGGGUGCGAGUAUGUGCAGCGGAAGUUCAAGAGGACCAAAAAAUGUAUAGAUUCAUGGGUGGACUGGGUUCUACUGUAUUUUUCCAGAACAAAGAUUUCUGGUAGGAGGUGGCAUGGAUACAUUGACCAGUAUGUCUUCGUGCAGUCAUACGAUUACAGACCGACAUUUUGGAAUCUCAUUCACAAUCUAACCACAGGAAUAAUUCCAAAGAAGGAUGAUGGGGCAAAGCUCAGCAGCGCCAUCAAAGUUCCGGAUUAUGUCAGGGUGGCAGUCCUGGAGAAGGUCACAAAAAUUAUGGAGGAAGAACUAGGUUGCAGUCCCGCAAAAAAAGGUUGCAAUCUGCCCAGGUUCAUCAAGGCAUUGUGCAACAGCAACCUUAGUAAGCAGUUGCAGAACUACCAGGCUUACACAGCACGGCCCAUGAGCACUCAGAUCGUCCUGGAGACAAGCCCUCAGAUCAUCCUGCCAACACCAACAGGCACUCACUUUGUCCUACCGUCAAGUACUAACACUGUCCUGUCAGCAAACUCUCACAACGUGGUGCCGAGAAGCAGUGAUAUAGUCCUACCGACAAGCUCUCACAUCAUUCUUAUGUGGCACAUUGCGACCAGCCUCUGCGAGAUGGAGCUUGCCACAGAAUAUCGUGUCAACUUGAGCAACCCAGGGUUUCCGUGUUCCCUCUUGUCUUGGUUCACUUCUUGCUGCUCAUCCCAACCGUAUCUUUUGGACGUGGGUGAGAAGAAAGAUUGCAUCUUGUCAUGGUUCACAAACUGUUGCUCAUCCAAAUCAAAUAUUGACGACAAGAAGAAAAUGAAUGCGAAGUUGCCUGAUGAGCUCCGGGAAACAUAUAUCAUUGCAAAUAGCUUGUCACGGUACUGUGCAUAUCUGCUGCUUUCAAAGCCUGACCUGAUACCUGAUAGCUUUCUUGUUCCCAAGAUAGUCUUCCAGAAAACCGUGGAGAGUGCGAGUGAUGGCAUUCUGAAAGAUUGCGAUUCAUUAUUGAAAAGGUACAUAAACCUCAAGGAAGAAGCAGAGAAACCUAUCGAAGACUCUGAAAAUGAAGAUGCAUUGAAACAAGGUGCCGUGCUGGCCAGGGAAUUGCUCAAUCUUGAAACUGAUGAAGUUCGCUGGAAGAUCCUCGCGGAGGUAUGGACUGAGUUACUUAUACAUAUUGCGCCCACGUGGAAUGCACAGGCACACAAGAAGUGUCUCUCGGGAGGGGAGUUCAUAACCCACAUCUGGGCAUUGCUUUGGCACUAUGGCAUCGAGAAGAGCAGCUUGUGGCCAAAGGAUAUUGGUCCUGAAAACAAUGAUCCACAAGAAGUUGGCCUAGGAAAUGACAGUGAUCAAGCUGGAGCAGCUACAAGGAACGACCAGAUUGAAAUUAAUGUUGCUGAAAUAGUAAUAGUCAAAGAGCAUGAGGCAGGCAACUCAAGGGGAGUACUAAGGACCGUGGACGGAACAUGGAGUUCAGAAAUCGAGGAAAUCAUUCAGAACGUAACAGUGAAGACCACAAAUGUUCAAAGAGGCAAGGCUGGUCAAGCCCAAAAUGAGAGUAAAAUGAAGAAGAUUUAAGAUAUUGUUCCAGAGCAGUGCAAUGUGACCAUAAGCACAAGCCAACUAUGCAACCGUAAGUUCAGCAACAAGACUGCAAGCGUGGGCCGAGGAUCUGCUGAUAUCCUCUAUUUGGGGACGUGAUUUGUUAUUUGGAUGCUCUUGUCAAUGCCUUCUAGUUUUUUUUUUCCUUUUUCUUAUCUGUUUGUGGAAUCUCCCAUUCGACUAUCAUUUUGUGUGGGAUAGUGGGAGAGUGUUCUGCACUUUUCUACCAAAUUGUGUGCGGUACAGGAGGUUAUAUGAUGAUUGUAUUGAGUAUGUAAUUGAUAAUUUAGAAUCUCAACUGCAAUUA